This is a messenger RNA of Penicillium soppii, 1212 nucleotides long. RefSeq names its product putative translation factor pelota. The transcript is spliced from 3 exons. Gene Ontology annotation, cellular component: cytoplasm. Gene Ontology annotation, biological process: RNA surveillance; nuclear-transcribed mRNA catabolic process, no-go decay; ribosome disassembly. Bases 1 to 1212 code for a protein of 403 amino acids. Lineage: Eukaryota; Fungi; Ascomycota; Eurotiomycetes; Eurotiales; Aspergillaceae. The record is from RefSeq and is a predicted model, not a curated record.
AUGCGUUGUAUCAAAAAUAAGAUCGAGCACAAUGGCUCUGGUGCAGUCACAUUAUGCCCAGAUGAGCCCGAAGAUAUGUGGCACGCAUACAACUUGAUCCGACCUGGUGACCUUCUCCGAGCCAGCGCAAUUCGCCGCGUUACCACAGUCCAAGACACAGGGUCCACAAGUUCAGCACGCGUUCAUCUGAACCUUGUGAUUCGCGUGAAAAACCUCGACUUCGAUCCGCUGAGCUCCCAGCUCCAUGUCUCAGGGCAGAUCAUCAACGAAACGCCGCACACAAAAAUUGGUCAAUUUCAUACCCUUGAUCUAGAGUUGAAUCGAAAUUUCACGUUAGAGAAAGAGGUCGGGGCAAAUGGAGAAGGUGUCGGCUGGGACAGUAUUGCGGUUGAGGCACUCAAGGAUGCCGUGGACGAAGGCGGAAAGCGUCGCGCAGAGGCUAUUGCAGUUGUUAUGCAGGAGGGUUUGGCUCAUAUCUGCUUUAUUGGUCAGUUCCAGACGAUAAUGAAGCAAAAGAUUGAGAUGUCCGUACCGCGGAAACGACAUGGAGGCGGCGAUCAUGAUAAAGGCAUGAACAAAUUCUUCAAGGUCACACUUGAAACCCUCCUCCGGCAAAUGGAGUUCAAUACCAGUCUUACUUCGGGCGCUAACAAUGAAGCUGUCCGGCCUGUUCUCCUUGCUUCGCCUGGAUUUGUCGCCUCUGGUUUCCAAAAAUACAUUCAGUCGGAGGCAUCGACAACAACCCCUGGGCUCAAGCGACUUCUUCCCAGCCUUGCCGUUGUGCACUCCGCCUCCGGCUACACAAACUCCCUAUCAGAGGUGCUGCAGUCACCCGCGGUCAAGACUCUUUUGGCUGAUACCAAAUACGCCCGGGAGACCAAACUGAUGGAUGACUUCCUCGAGCAAUUGCGCAAGGAGACCAAUAAAGCAACCUACGGUCCCCGCGAGGUUGAGUCUGCGGUUGACCAAGGGGCUGUUGGUCGAGGUGGGGGUGUUUUGAUUGUUUCGAAUCGUCUGUUCCGGUCACAAGAUAUCGCCGAGCGUAAGCGCUGGGUGUCUCUCGUAGACCGCGUUCGUGACGUUGAGGGCGGCGAGGUACGAAUCCUCAGCUCCGAUCAUGAAAGUGGAAAACGUCUCGAGGGACUGGGCGGCAUUGCUGCUCUUUUGACAUUCCCUAUUAUAGAAGAGGAUCUAGAUUCUGAUGCAGAAUAA